AUGAACUAUAGUUUGAAAGGGUCUCUAUGCAAUGUUACCCAUCAUAUAUAGAAGCCAUUCAUUUGUUGGCACAUAGAUUCUCGGGUUUUGUAGAUGAACUGGCUGGAGAGAUGAAGUUUGCAAAGAAGUAUGAGGAAUACAUGAAGGGGAAAGAGGAGGAGCUCCCAACUGUGGGAUUGAAGAAGCUCAAGAAGAUGCUCAAGAGGUGCAGGAGUGAGUUCCAAGAACACCAUCAAAAGGAAAGUGUAGAGGGAGGAGAGGAGGGGAAUAAUUGCUUGGAUGGGACUUCUUCUUCUGUGGAGAAUAGAUGCACAAGUAGUGGACAUUGCCAAGUGUGCGAUGGCUCUUUCUUUCCCUCUCUGCUCGAGGAGAUGUCGGCCGUCGUUGGCUGCUUUAACAGGCGAGCCAAGAGAUUGCUCGAGUUUCAUCUGGCUUCUGGAUUCAAGAAGUACCUUUUGCGGUUCCUGUUCGGGUUUCACAGCAAUCACGGAGCUCUGAUAAAAGAAGGCAAAGACUUGGUGACUUACGCUAUCGUAAACGCGGUGGCGAUGAGGAAGAUACUGAAGAAGUACGACAAGGUUCACUACUCGAAGAAGGGACAAGCGUUCAAAGCGCGAGCCCAGAGCUUGCGCAUCGAGAUCCUUCAAUCUCCUUGGCUCUGUGAGCUGAUGGCCUUCUACAUCAACUUGCGACGAAGCGAGAAAACCAGCCAGGCCGCCAUGGAGCUGUUCGGAGAUUGCGCCCUCACAUUCGAUGAGGACAAGCCGACGCUCUCGUGCGGCCUCUUCGAUUCCAUGAGGGUUGAUAUAAACUUGACUUGCUCGAUUUGUUUGGAUACCGUGUUCGAUCCGGUCGCUCUUGCUUGUGGCCACAUAUUCUGCUACAUGUGUUGUUGCUCAGCCGCAUCUGUCACGAUUGUCGAUGGGCUAGAGUCGGCAAAUCCAAAAGCAAAAUGUCCUUUAUGUCGACGGGGAGGAGUCUUCGCUCGUGCCGUACACUUAGAUGAGCUGCACAUUCUGCUAAGACAUAGUUGUUCCGAUUACUGGGAGAAGCGGCUUCGGAUCGAAAGAGUCGAGCGUGUUCGUCAGACGAAGCAACACUGGGAAUUACAAUGCCGCACGUUCAUGGGCAUCUGAUCAAAAUGCUUGUUCUUAACUUUCGAGUUUGGCUCAUUUAAUGUACUAUUUUAAAGGGUAAUUAAGUUUAUGCCCUACUUUUUGUACAGUAAUUUGUGUGUGUGUCAUGGGAAAGCAUUGAAGCAUUUCUUUUUGAGUA
This is a messenger RNA of Ananas comosus (pineapple), 1275 nucleotides long. Its product is annotated as probable E3 ubiquitin-protein ligase BAH1-like 1. The coding region runs from base 27 to 1136 and encodes 369 amino acids. Lineage: Eukaryota; Viridiplantae; Streptophyta; Magnoliopsida; Poales; Bromeliaceae. Gene Ontology annotation, molecular function: metal ion binding. The record is from RefSeq and is a predicted model, not a curated record. The transcript is spliced from 7 exons.